Molecule: messenger RNA, 931 nt
Organism: Desarmillaria tabescens
Lineage: Eukaryota; Fungi; Basidiomycota; Agaricomycetes; Agaricales; Physalacriaceae
Product: SCO1 protein
Exons: 4
Coding region: 49-867 (272 amino acids)
Biological process (GO): intracellular copper ion homeostasis; mitochondrial respiratory chain complex IV assembly
Cellular component (GO): mitochondrial inner membrane
Molecular function (GO): copper ion binding; copper chaperone activity
Source: RefSeq, a predicted model, not a curated record
CGGACUUGGUCAUCUUACACAACGACACUGACGCCUGGCUCGUCGUCGAUGCUGCCCUUUUCGAGAUUUGCUCGCCCAUGUCGCGCCCAAUGGUGUUCUCUACGCAAUAUUUCUCUUGCUAGUCGCGCCGCUCAACAGGAAACGCCAAAAUCCAUUCGACAUCCUCAACGUCGCCUCCGUUUUUAUUCGACGGAGCCUCCUGCACCUCCUCGCAGCGUCAGCGUGUUCACCCCAUCUUCAGCCGUCGUUUUUGUGACUGUACUCGUUGGCUUGGUCUUUUAUUUCCGCCAUGAAAAGGCCAAACACAUCGAACAGCGAGAAAAAGAGCGUGCUGCCUCACAGUAUGGACGUCCGAAAGUUGGCGGUCCCUUCAAAUUAAUGUCGCAUACUGGCCAGCCAUUCACUGAUCAAGACCUCCUUGGAAAGUGGAGUUUAGUCUACUUUGGUUUCACGAAUUGCCCCGACAUUUGUCCUGCUGAGCUUGACAAGAUUACUGCUGUUGUAGAGGCUGCAGAGAAGGAACACGGCAAAAUCUUUCAACCUGUUUUCAUAUCAGUCGAUCCCGCUAGAGAUACCGUGUCACAGAUGGCUGUAUAUCUUAAGGACUUCCACCCGUCCAUUGUCGGUCUUGUCGGCACGUAUGCUGAGACUCGAGCGAUAUGCAAAGCCUAUCGAGUUUACUUCUCCACACCGCCGGACGCCGACCCCAACGGCGACUAUCUUGUUGACCAUUCGAUAUUUGUAUAUCUCAUGGAUCCCAAUGGUCAGUUUGUCGAGGCCUUUGGUCAGGUAACUACAUCCUCUGAUGUAGUCGAAAAAAUCCGUGAGUUUGUGGGCGAGUGGGAGAAGGAUCAUAGCAAAGUGUAGAGACCUUCGAACUCACCAAUAUCUGACUAUUUAUUUAAUAAUUGCAAAUCCUUUCAUCCCACCU